AUGUCCGCGGAUACAAUACCGAUAACGAUCGAGCUGGCUGGCGGCCUCGAACUCCUCUUUGAUAACGAAAAGAAGUUCAAUAUCGAUCUUCCUACGAAGACAAAAGAUGGCAAUGCUGCCAAUAUCAACUAUCUAGUUGACCAUCUAUGUGUCCACCAUAUGAAAGACACCCGGAGAGAUAUGUUCGAAAUAAACGGCACUGUGCGGGCUGGGAUUCUAGUUCUUAUCAACGAUGCAGACUGGGAGCUAGAAGGUGAAGGAGAAUAUGAACUUCAGCCCAAAGAUACGAUAUUAUUUGUAUCUACUCUACACGGCGGUUGA
Messenger RNA from Orbilia oligospora ATCC 24927, 321 nucleotides. RefSeq lists its product as uncharacterized. Gene Ontology annotation, biological process: protein urmylation; tRNA thio-modification. Bases 1 to 321 code for a protein of 106 amino acids. NCBI's taxonomy places the organism in Eukaryota, Fungi, Ascomycota, Orbiliomycetes, Orbiliales, Orbiliaceae. The transcript has 3 exons. Gene Ontology annotation, cellular component: cytoplasm; nucleus. Gene Ontology annotation, molecular function: protein tag activity. The record is from RefSeq and is a predicted model, not a curated record.